CUGAGCGCCGUCGUUGCCCACACAAGCACCAACACCGUCGCCGCAGCCUCGGCGUCGCCACCGAGACGAGUCUUGGACUCGCCGCUUCGCAAAAGAUGCCCUUCUGCUGAUUAUCGUCGCCGUCCUUCCUUCAAUUCGGCCCGAAUCGCGUCCACACCGUCGGAAUUCGUAAAUUUUUCGGUGCGAACAGAGAAGAGUCGCGGGCGGUCCACAAAACGUACACCUGCGGAGGGUGGCCUUGAAAAGGAGCAUCAUCUGCCGCGGAGCCUCACACAGGGAGAAUAUUUUCAUUCCCACUGAGAGCGACGCCGACUUCUUUAUAAUCUCUGCCGAGAAUUUUGUUUUUCGUGUGCGAGUGAAUUUUUGUGUUUUUAUUUCGGACAAAAAGAUCGAGGGAAAAAUGCCUUCGAAAAAGCAGUACAAUUUGGUGCAGAACGACGACUACGACACCCGGAUACCUCUCCACCCUGAUGAGGCCUAUCACCAUGGCAUCACAUUCCAGGCAAAGUUUAUCGGGACAUUGGACAUUCCCCGUCCGACCAGCCGAGCGGAAAUCGUGGCCGCCAUGCGCCGCAUUCGGUACGAAUUCAAAGCGAAGUCGGUGAAGAAGAAGAAAGUCAACGUCGAGGUUUCCAUCGAAGGUGUCAAAGUCAGUCUCAAGAGCAAAAAGAAAAAGAAAAAUCAAUGGAUGGACGAAAGCAAACUGGUUCUCAUGCACCACCCUAUCUAUAGAAUAUUCUACGUGUCGCACGACUCGCAGGACCUCAAAAUCUUCUCGUACAUCGCGCGAGAUGGUGCUAGCAACGUAUUCAAAUGCAACGUGUUCAAGUCGACGAAAAAAAGCCAGGCGAUGCGGAUAGUACGCACGGUGGGCCAGGCUUUCGAGGUGUGCCACAAAUUGUCGCUGAAUGGACCGCCCAAGGAGGACGAACAAGAGGCGGAGGACCAGCUGAUCUCAAUUGACAACGCCAGCGACAGGGACAGCACCGACGCCUCGUUGGACAAGGCACUUACCAAAGACGUGACAAAUAUGAUCGGUGACCCGGUGAGCUGCGACACCUUGGCGGCCGAUUCAGGCGUCCUGACGCAACUGAUGGACUCGCCGAGCGACUCGGCGCCGACCCUGUCGCCGUCCGUCAUCACUUCGCCACAAACUCCUCCGGCGCCGAUGGCGCCGCAGCAGCAGCAGCACCAACAACCUUCCACGGCAGGGCUGAGACUCGACCUGGCGCCGCCGCAAAUGACUCCGACGAAUGGAAAUAGCCGGAGAUCUGCCACAGUUAGUGGAAGUGGCGACGAAAGCUUCGGCAUGGCCACCCAACAUGAACUUCAACUUUUGCGCGAGCAACUGGAGCAGCAAAAUCAGCAAACGCACGCCGCAGUGGCGCAAGUGCACCUGCUACGUGACCAGCUGGCAGCGGAAACGGCGGCGCGUCUUGAAGCGCAGUCGAGAACGCACCAGCUUUUGGUUCACAAUAAAGAGCUACUGGAGCACAUCCAAAUGUUGGUUGUGCACCUUCAAGACAUGGAGCGACAACAGGGCGGCGUCCCUCAACAACAGAUCACCCCCAGUUCACCCCGCGUCACAAUGGUACCUCAGAUGGCGGUGCUGUGCGAGGCGCAGACACCUGCCCUGGCACCUGUGUACCUUCCGCACGACCUUCAGGACGCACUGCUCAGCCAGCAACGCACCUCUCAGGCUCAGGCCAAUGCCCUUUACACCUCCUACCAAAGCGCAGACCUCAUCCAGAGGCUGCAGGCCCUCUACCGGACCCAGUCGCCGGCCCCCGCCCCCGCCUACUACCAGCCCGCCCCCACCACCUUCCGCACCUCCCCUUACUCAGGUUCCCCCGUCAUGCCGCACCGGCUCGUUCCGUACCCCCCUCCGGAAAACUCGCCCUCGGCGCUUGCGCAGUCCGACCAGCCCCACUUCACCUUCACGGCCAGGGAGUUCGCGGCGGCCGUGGCCGCCGCUCAGGCUCCCCCCACCCCUCCGAAACUCGUCCCCUCCAACACCCCUGUCACGCCUCCGCAAACCACCCCCGGCACUACUGCCGCCGCCGCCGCCGAGCAGACGCAGUUCAUCCGGCCCCUGUCGCAGGUCGGCACCCUGACCACCACGGACAUGGAAGGCCGGGUCAAGGUCAUCGUGCCCGUCGAGGACAACGCGACCUCCGACCGGCCGCAAGACCUGGUGGCCGCAUUCGGGAUGAUGCGCGUGGCCGCGGGGCCUUCGUCGGACGAGGCGAGCCCCGCGAUGCUGCGCAGGGGCAACGUGAGUGGUGUCCCGGUCAUCACGCGCUCCACCAGCGAAAAGGUGCCCAACCGAAGCGAACUGAUGUCGCAAGUGACGCGGGCGGCGUGGGCGAGGCACACGACCAAGUAAAAAAGCCACACGCCGAGCACAGAAUGAACUUUGUUGCGGUUUCGUUAUUGAAAUGAAAUGAUUGCUGAUUGGUUGAACUCUUCUUAAUUUGGAAUCUAUAAUAGGCUAGAUGUGGCUACCUCAAAUAGCAGUUUUGUCAUUUUGCCUGGAGUUGAAGAGGGACUCAUUGAUUUAAAUAGCAAAAAUAAAAUUGGCCCAGUCUUUCAGUUAAAAAUUGCCUAAAUUUUGGAGCUUAAAAUUUUUAAAUUAGAUUGGAUGAUGUUGCCCCUAAAAAUCAAAAUUUCCAAGGGAAAAAACGAUAUUCUGUGGAGGAGAAAUAUUUUCUUUACAAAUGUAAAAAGACGAUCUUCUCUAAUUUACAAAUCUAAAGAACUAAAAAAGACUUAAAAACUUUCUUUGUAAUGCGUUUGGAAUAAGUGGCUGCUCCUUUAUUUCCUCUCUUGAAAUUAAAUUAAUCUUUUCAAGAUCAAAAUCGCUUAUUUCCCGAAAUUUUUGGAAUUUAAUAUCAUUUCAUUUUACAAAAUACUUUCAUUCCUAUUUUCUCUCUCAAUUCUGAUAUGUUCCUAUAGUUUAGAAAUUUCAUUUGUUACCAGCAAGUUCAAUUUAAAAAAUUAAUAGCACUCCCAGUUUAGUAAUCAAGCCAGGAAUUAAUCAUUGACGAGUUUGAAUUGCGUCCAUUAGCAAGCAAUUAGCCACUCUCAUUAAAAUUCAAAUCAAUUCGUGCUUCAGUUCCAACUAUUCGCUUUAACUAGACGAUGAAGUAUUAUAAAAUGAAAUUUCCGCGAGUGCCCUUCUCGACUCCAGUUAAUUGAGUACCUUUUUGUGAUACGAAAAUACUGCCACUAAUAAAUGGAGUGUCCCUGCAUUAAUCAGCAACCUCCCUUCCUCACAGACACGUAAGAGCUAGACUGAUAAUAAUUUGCCAUUUGAUUGAGUUCCCGCUAAUCCAUCUAUUUAAUUAAUUAAAAACUCUGAUUUUUAACUUUAAGCCCCCUGUUAACUAUACAUAAAUUAGCAAAAUUAUAAUAUGUGUAAAAUUAUAUAAUUGUUAGAUCUGAAAUGUUAAUUGCGAUCGAUGAGCUCGCGAUUUGUUUGCUUGCGAACAGAAAACCAAUGUGUAUAUUGGAUUUUUUUAAACAAUAAAGUACAAUAUUUUUUAUAAAGACGCAAAACUCGCAUGAUGUUUGACUCGAUGUAAACCGAUUUUUAUAGAUAAUUUUUUUUUUAUCACAAUCUCUCUCCCGUUCGCUCUCGCUCAUAUACAAACAGUUUCGCAGAGAAGCGGCGCCUCUCGAGUUUUGGCUCCAAGGUAAAAGCAGACUUCUCUCUUUCUCUCUGUUAGAAAACUGCUGUCUUUUGUACUCUUGCCAAUAAUGUCGUUGUUAUUUUUGUAACAAAUUAGAUUCCUCAGAUGAAGAGCGGAAUAAAAAGUAGAAGGGAAAACGAAAGAUAUGCGUUGGCUAAAAUUAUAUUUUCUAUUCUGCCGCCGCCACUACUGCGGAUGCUGCGGGGUGCCUUUUCGAAAAGCAUUAAUAGCGAAAAGCGCCGCCGAAAAAUUUAUCGCUGUUAUUGCCAUAAAUUAUAGUUUCCCCUGUUUUUGGCAUGGUGUGCUGUUGUUUUCUCUCUCUGGCUCUGUGUGUGUGUUUAUUUUUACAUCUCUUUUGCUCCUUGUGGUUUUUAUUGUGCAGAGACACUAAAAACGGAAUUUUCAUUAGUGCAUUUUUUCGUCGUUGUUUCGGCAUGUUAUUGCGUCCCGAGAGCUCUUUAGCAUGUUUGAUAUUAUUUUUCCCCUGACCAAAAUGUGGCCAGCAGCAAUACUGCAUAGUUUAUUUUGGGAAAAUUAUUAAACAAACGAGCUGCUGUUUUUUUUGCUUUGUCCGCUCCAGCUACAUUCGCUAGUGUACAAAGUUUUCCCAUUAAAAUUGCCAAUUUUUGUAAUUCAUCAUUUUCAUUUUCCUGGAGAAUUUUAUACCUUUUUACAGUAGUCGUAGUUUUUAACCCAUUUGAUCACAUUUAAAAUAAAAUUACUUUUCUAAUUCCUCGUCCUGGU
Molecule: messenger RNA, 4436 nt
Organism: Neocloeon triangulifer
Lineage: Eukaryota; Metazoa; Arthropoda; Insecta; Ephemeroptera; Baetidae
Product: carboxyl-terminal PDZ ligand of neuronal nitric oxide synthase protein
Exons: 10
Coding region: 401-2386 (661 amino acids)
Molecular function (GO): nitric-oxide synthase binding
Source: RefSeq, a predicted model, not a curated record